This is a messenger RNA of Drosophila innubila, 397 nucleotides long. Its product is annotated as small ubiquitin-related modifier 2-A-like. Gene Ontology annotation, molecular function: ubiquitin-like protein ligase binding; protein tag activity. Gene Ontology annotation, biological process: protein sumoylation. NCBI's taxonomy places the organism in Eukaryota, Metazoa, Arthropoda, Insecta, Diptera, Drosophilidae. The record is from RefSeq and is a predicted model, not a curated record. Bases 16 to 324 code for a protein of 102 amino acids. Gene Ontology annotation, cellular component: nucleus. The transcript has a single exon.
ACAAUUGUUGUCAGAAUGUCAGAAACUGAAGAGGUGCAAGUUUCGCCACAUAUCACCCUGAAGGUGCAAUCGGUGGGUCGGGGAGUGGUGCCAUUUCGCAUUAGGCGCACAAUGCCGCUGGUCAAGCUGAGGGAUGCGUAUUGCUCCCAGAUGGGCUUGUGCAAGGAGUUGACGUUUAUGUCAUUCGAUGGAGAUAAGAUCGAUGAUACGGAGACUGCCGAUUCGUUAUUACUCGAGCAGGACGACAUGUUGGAAGUGUUUGUGAAGCAUCAAGUCGAGGCUGGAGACGGAGUAACCCUGGGCAACAAUACACUGUCCGCCUAAAGAGAUCAUUUUUAAUUUGUUUGCUGCAGUGUAAGAUUACAAUUCGAGUUUCCACUUGGUGUAUGUCAAUGAA